Spinacia oleracea (spinach) is the source of this 3455-nucleotide messenger RNA. RefSeq lists its product as uncharacterized. Bases 1285 to 3243 code for a protein of 652 amino acids. The transcript is spliced from 11 exons. The record is from RefSeq and is a predicted model, not a curated record. NCBI's taxonomy places the organism in Eukaryota, Viridiplantae, Streptophyta, Magnoliopsida, Caryophyllales, Amaranthaceae. Gene Ontology annotation, molecular function: phosphatidylinositol binding; ubiquitin binding.
UUUUUGUCAACCCCCCUUUCUAUCUCUAUCUCUUUCUUCGUUUUUCUGCUUUCCUCUCCUCUCAUCCCAUGGCGUUAAUACCUCCGCCCUCCUCUUCAUGGCGAUGGUACCUCCGCCAGUCUGCCCUCUUUUCUCCUGUUUAUCUUCUUCGACAUCAGAGUAAUCGCUCACCACCACUCCUCUUCCUUUUUGAUGGUGCUUAAAGACUAAAAUAUGGUAUCAUCGUCACCAUGAAUCUCCCUUGCAAGGUUUCUAAGUUUUCGUACCUUCAUAAGUCUCCCUGGAAGGAAUGGAUUGAGGAUUUCGGAUGCUAAUGCGAGCACACUAGAAUAGAAGUUGGAUGGAUGAGAUCAGAAAUCCCUGGAAUGGGUGGAAUGAAAAACAGGAUGUUUCCUAGAAAGAAACCUGGAGCAUUAGAUGAAUGAUAUGAGUAGAAUAUAACAAUUCGGAAUCUUAUAAAUCAUGUGUGCUGGUCUAUCAGGAGUUUUGUAAGCAUAAGCACUCACUGCAGCCUGCAGAGGGGAAGGAAUAUUCAUUAAAGGUUGAUGUCAUUAGCGGGAGUCUGUGGUUCUUGGUUAAAUGUCUCUGAAAUGGAGAGAAGGGAGCCUUGAUAGUGUGCUGAUAUGUUCUAUGUUUACGAUUCCGUGAUCUGGUAUGCUCGUCAAGAGACAUGUUGAUGGAUCACUAGCAUUCUAGGACUACAACAUAGAACUGGAGGAUCACAGAGGGCAGAAGGUUAAAUUUGACUGAGCAAUAAUGAUGGGUCUGCAUAUAAAAAGAGGAAAAAACUAAUGAGAAAAAAAGAGUACAAAUUAGAGGUGCUUCUAAUGGGAGAGGGGGUCUUUCUCUCUUGAUACGAAAUUCAUAGAGUGCAUUGAUAAUAUUACGAUCUUUCAAUUUGACAUGGUGUGGUGACAUCAACUUCUUUCAAUCUAAAGGGCAUCUUGCAAAAUCUAGAAGAGUAUUGAACAUUCUCACGGAAAAUUUGUCUCUCGUGCAAGAGAGCUUAACAACAGCCAUAGCCUAGAUAUGUCAUUAUAUUUGAGGUUGGAGCUAUUGGAAGGUGUGGCAGCAUUUCACUGUGGCAAAUUCGACAAAUGCAGAGAAGCUUUGACAUUUGCCAAAGUAAGGUUCGAUAAGUUCACCUACAACUCAGCUUUGGAAACAGCUUCAUGCAAGUAGUAUUGAUGGAGAAGCUAUCUGAGGCUUAAUUUCAGAACUGCAAGAGUGUUGAUCGCAAAUUGUGUACAGCAGAUCGAACAACCAAAAAACGGGGGCACGAAAAUGGCAGCUUACACAAUGAAGUCAGACAAGACUUUCCUUCGAUGUUUGGACACAGGAGCGAUCGAAGUAUACGAGUUGGAUAGUCCUUACCUAUUUCCGGUAAAAGGGAAACAAUGGAGUCACCUUGGAAUCAGUAUAGGGCCCGGCAACAAACAUGAAGUGCUGAAGAUCGGGGACAGAGAUAUCAGUGGUGAUAAUCUGCGGACCUUGAUCAAAGAUCUUUUCAACUCGCGACUGAUUGUGAAUCGUGAGGGACUUGGUUUCCUUGCGACUGCAGGGGUCACAGCUGUGAUCUUGGAAGUGGAUUACUACAGGCUGUUUGAUCUCUUUGAUUGGUCCAAGUACCAAGUCAAUGCAUCUCUCAACACUAAAUGGGCUCGCAGCAACUUUAUGGAUGGCCGUCCCUUGGAUAUAUUAGGGAGCAAUCAAGGGAAUGGCAAGCACGAUGACAAAAAGAAAUUAAGUGACAAGGAGAAGGAGUUGGAGAACGUGAAGCUUAAGCAUAAAAAGGAGCUAGAAGAGGUGAAGCUUACACAUAAACAAGCGCUAGAGGAUGUGAAGCUUAAACUUAAAGAGGAGUUAGAGAAAGUGAAGCGUAAGAAUGAGGAAGAAAGGAAGGAGAAGGAGGAGAAGAUAGAUAACAUGAAGGAGGUGUUGACGAUAGCGGAGGAAGAGUUGAAGGACAGACAAGAGAAGAUUAAGAAAUUGAAAGAGGAGGUGGCGCGUGUAAAGCAGGAAGAAUUGAAGAAGAAACAAGAUGAGGUAGACAAAUUGAAAGAGGAGUUGGAGACAAUAGAGCGUAAAAAUUUGGAGGAAUCAAAGAGGAAAGAAAAUAAGAUAGAGAAAUUGAGAGAGGAGUUGGAUGAGACAGAGCGUAGGAAGCGAAUAGAGUUGAAGGAUAAAGAAGAUGAGAUAAACGAACUGAUAGAGAAGUUGGAGCGUAAAAAGGAAACAGAAGAAUUGAAAGAAGCGGCGGAGGAGUCAAAGAGGAAACAAAAUAAGAUAGAGAAAUUGAGAGAGGAGUUGGAUGAGGCAGAGCGUAGGAAGCGAAUAGAGUUGAGGGAUAAAGAAGAUGAGAUAAACGAACUGAUAGAGAAGUUGGAGCGUAAAAGGGAAACAGAAGAAUUGAAAGAAGCGUUGGAGGAAUCAAAGAGGAAACAAAAUAAGAUAGAGAAAUUGAGAGAGGAGUUGGAUGAGGCAGAGCGUAGGAAGCGAUUAGAGUUGAAGGAUAAAGAAGAUGAGAUAAACGAACUGAUAGAGAAGUUGGAUCGUAAAAGAGAAACAGAAAAAUCGAAAGAAGCGUUGGAGGAAGCAGAACGUAGAAAACAGAAAGAGUUGAAGAAGAAACAGGAUGAGAUUGAUGAACUAAAGAAAAAGCACAAGGCGGAAUUAGAGGCAAAGAAUGGAGAAAAUAUGGUUUUGGAAGAGGAGUUGAAAUUACAUGUAUUUCUAAGGAGUGGUUUCACAAAAUCAUAUUUAUUUUUUAAUAGGCUGAUGAAACACAUGGUGACCAACUUGCCAUCUUCAAAAUUGAGCAUCAUACCUGAAAGAUCAGCUAAAGAACACACUAAACCGGUAGCCGAGGGGAUUGUUCCAAUCAUGCCAAUAGGGCCAAUACUCGACUCAGUAUCAAAUUUUCCUAGUCAAAAAAUUUAUUGCGAAGAAUCGUUUUACGGUACUUACAACGAUUAUGACUUGGAUAAUUGGCAGGUUGUUCGAGUAGCGCAUACUAUACAGGCGGGUAAUCGAUUAUAUACAUUAGCGUUUUACAACGGGAAAAAGUUUCGUAACAGUAAUGGAUUCAACAGUAAGUAUCACUAUUUCAUUCCAUGUCAUGCUGAGUACCUUUCACACUAUAACAGUAAUGUAGGUUCUGUUUGUGUAUGCAAUAUAGUUGGGGUUGGCGCAAGAUAUAGUAUUGUGUGCUUUGAUACAAGUGGGAGUGAGCUAUACCCAUGAUUUGCAUGUUCUUAUGGUAUGUACACCACUGAGUACUGACUGAUGACUUCUGUAUUUGUAUAUAUUUAAAUAAAAUUGUAAAAGAGAGCUAUGAAUAUAAUCCCUUCUACUUGUAAUAUAUAGAACAACUUAUAUUGUAUCCCCUGUUUUAUUUUCUUUGAUGAACAAUCUAUUCUGGAAUGAAAUAUUGGGGAUCAAUAAUCUUUCUGAGA